UCGUUGAAGAAGAUUUGAAAAGAAUUGUAAAAAUUUGUAAAAAUUUGAAGAAAAUGAAAGGCAUUAUUACCAUUUUGCUCAUCUUUUCCAUUCACGCUUAUACACAUGGCGCUCCUUUCGACGAAUCGGAAUGGGUGUCCGCGAUCGGAAAAUUAGGAAGGGAACGAAACUCGAAGGAGAGGAAUCUAUUCGUUUGGAUGCGCAAUUCUGAGCGGAAAAAAAAUGGAUCAAACGUGGAAUAUCUACAAUGGCUCGUGAAAAACUGGAAAGAUAACGGCGAGAAGAAUAGAAAGAAAGAUAGGGAGAAAUCUUUCGUUUCUUUAAACUUAUCACGGUUAAAAAACAAGCCCGAUUCUUUCGAUAGCAGCUCCGAUUCCGAACAAACAAAACUGAAGAGGAUUUUAUUUGGUAAGAAGAAAUGGAAUUCCGUGGAGAAAAAUUCGAAUGAAGAGCAAGAGAAGGAAGAGGAAGAGGAAGAAUCUUUGGAAAAAAUGUCUGACGAAUUAAGUAUUCGUAAAAAAAAAUAUUCCGAUGAAAAAGAUUCUCGUGAAAGAAAUUUUGAUAAAAAUGAUCAUCGUGAAAAUAAUAAUUUUUCCGAAUCGUGGAAUACGAUGGAUGAAAAUGAUUCGAGCUCUUCUGAAAGAUCAAAUAAAUAUUUUGAUUCGAAAGAAAAAAAGAGGAAACGCGAUUCAGAGGAAUACGAUAAUCGCAAAAGUUCGAGUUCUGGUUCCAAUUCGUGGGAGUUUGAUAGCGACGAGGAAAAAUUCAAUGAUUAUUUAAAAGAUUUGUUAAAGGAAAACAAACAUUAUAAGGAAAUAACCGAAAUGUUGAAAAAUUACAAAACAGAUGUUUAUUACGAGAGAUUGUACGAAUGGAAUAAAGUCAAGUAUCUGGAAUGGAGAAAAAAUAUAAAAUUGAAGAAUAAAAUAUUGGACGAAAAGGAAAAUUUAAGUAUGGAGAUAUUAAGGAGAAUUUGUAACAUAUCGACCAACAUUAGACGUAAAGAGCAAGAAAAUCGAUUAAAAGAGUGCGUAGGAUUUUACAUAUUUACGAAGGAUGAAUUUAAUUUUACAACGGAUUUAUCGUUGGUUCAUUUUCAAGAUACGAAUAUUAAAACAGAUGAUGAAGAAUCGCCUCCCAACAAAAGUUCCAAUUAUGGUCAUAUACGUACAACCGAAAGAAUGAAAAAUUCUUCGACAAACGAAGAAAAAUCUUUCGACAAUGGAAACAGAGGUGAAACUAUCGACGGUGAACAAAAAGAAAAAAAAGAACAAGAACAAGAAACAAAGUCUAGUUCGCGAAAAGAUGAAAUAGAUAACGAUGAGAAGCCAACAGAUCGAAACGUUGAUAAUUUAACACAAUUAACAUGGUCUUCACAGAUUGGGACAGAAGAAAGAACACAAACAGCGAAAGAUGAAAACUUGAUAAAUUUUGAGAACGACACGAAUAGAUCGGAAGAAUCGAAUAUAAUUCGGAGUACAACUCCUCGUAAAUAUUUGCAAACUGAAUCUUCUGAAGCAUCGGAAAAUCGAUCGACGAUUUUCGAAGAAAAUUCGAGUUCGAAUAUUAGAGAUAAUGAUCGAAACAACGAUUUGAAUAAGAGUACAGUACCGAGCAAUAAUGGAAAUGAGAAUGUACGACAAUCCGACGAUACCGAACCAAAUGGAUCAGAGAAUUUAAAUAUUAAUGAAUCCACGAUGAUUUCGACAAAUCAACGAACAAUUUCCCGAUCAACUUCACGAAUCGAAGCUUCUACAAUAUGGGCAAGAGAUGGACUAUCUACAAUAUCGAGUAUCAAAUUCGAAACAAUUGAUAAUAACGAUAAUUUUACUACAUCCAACGAUAUUAACUUUACAAUUGCAACAAGCAACGAUAUAUAUAAUAACGAAUCGUUCAAUGGCGAUAAUAACGUACAGCCAAAUCCUAGUUCCGAUAAGUUUAACGCAUUAAGAAAUGAAGAAACGAUAAAAGCAUCGAGUAGGAUACCAGAUACAUUAUCAUUAUCACCUGUAUAUCAAACAGAAAAUUCUCAAGUAGCAACUUUAACGAUAUCUAUAGAUGCGAAUAACGAGCAAACAGCAACUUCUACUUCGCAAACUAUAAAUUCUAACGAUUUUAGAGAUAAAGAUCAGAUGAUGGAAACGUGGAGUCAAGAAUCGGGAACAAGCUAUACCGAUAAUGUUUCGAUUACCGCGAAUAUUAAUGUUGAAAUCAAUACUGUUCGAACUGAGAAUGAAACGAAUACUGUCAAUUCGAGUGUAGCGAAUACUCAAACAGCUUCAAAUUCGACGAUAGAAAAAGUAAGAUCAACUGAAACUUUAAGUCCCGAAUCAGAAACAACACUUAUCGAUGUAUCGAGUAAUAAUGAAAAAGCUGAUACGGAUAAAGCAAACGAUAUUUUGGAAAAUAAAUCAACCACCGAUGUUAAUGGAUGGACAAGUUCAGAUAACAGCGAAUCACCGAUCGCAAGAGGAGACGAAGAAACGACGAUAAAUUAUCAAACUGACGAUUCGAUUGUGACAAAAAAAGAAGAGGAAGCUGAGGCGUCAAACUGGCAAACGAAAACAAUUUUUCGUGGAGACAACAGCAACGAACAAAAUGUUAGCGUAAUUAUAGUCGAAUCGAAUAAAACUUUGAUAGAAGAUGAUAAUUUAAUUAUUACCGAUAUUAACGAACAAACAGAUUCAAUUGUUGAAACGAUAAGCGAUAAUGAAUCUACUACGAAAGAUGCACAAAUAAUAUUAUCUUUCUCCCAAACUCCCAAAAAAUUUGAUAUAUUCAAAACGGAACGAUCGAUCGAUGAUCAAUCUAAAACUAUCGAUUUUGUUAACGUUAUCACGGAUAAUGGAAACAAUGGAAUUGAUGAUAAUUCCACCAGUAUUGACGAAUCAAUGAUCGAAAGAGAAGAAAUAACGACACUUUCUUCGGAAAAUUUUAUCGCUACCGUAAUGGAGAUAACGAUGACUCAAACAAUAUCUUCGCAAUUACCAGAAAUAAUUAUCGGAACUGGCGACGAUAUAUUUGAAAAUAGAAACGAUAAGAAUAUUUCUGAAAUCACAACUUUGGAAAAUUUACAAACAACAUCGUUUCCCAUGCAAACUAAAAAAUCUAAUACUGGUGAAACGAAACGAAGAUCGUCCAUCCAAACGGAAACAGAUUCAACCGCUUUCACAAAUAAAAUAGAGGAAAUAGAAGCAUUUUCUUCGAAUAGUAAAAAUUCUACCGUUACGGAAGCAGAAUUGACAACUGUAAAAUUAUCUUCGAAGUUAGAAAGUGAAUUCGUAACUUUAGGAAAUAUAGAAACAACAUCGUCUUUUCUUCAAACGCUUUCGAAUAAAUCUGAAGCAAACAAACCGAUCGAAGCAUCGAAUACUCGAACUGAAAUGAUUCUUGUUGAUAAUAGCACCAUUACGUCGAUUAAUAUAAACGAUAGAACAAAUAAAACGAGCAAUAAUUUGAAAGAUAGUGAAAAAUCAACUACUAAUAUCGAUAAAACAGAUUCAAAUAAAUUUAGAACUUUGAAAAAUAUCAAAUCUGAUUAUUCGUCCAGUGGAUAUGAUAAUACUACAAAAGCGAAAGUGCAAGCUGUAAAACUAGAAAUAACCGUUUCUGAUACCAAUGGCACUAAAACGGAUAAUUUCAUAAUCAUUGAUAAUAGCAAUAUUUUGGAUCUUUUCAAUGUAUCAACUGGCAACGUGAAAAUAAAUUCCAAUGUUAAAGAGCCAAAUACACCAAUAACGGAUACUCAAAUAUAUAACACAGUGGUUUCAAAAGCAGUUACAUCACCUGAAUUAAUUAUAAAUUCAAAUCCCGAAUCUCCUGUAAAUGAAAUUAAUUAUAUAAAAUUAGAGUGUGUUCCGAUUAAAGAUAAGCAGGUGAUCACAAAAUUAGUUUUGGUUAACGAGAUGUGGCCAGUUUUGUUAACCUUGGCAGUGACAGCUACUCUGGGAGAAGUGGUGAAUGUUCAUGUGAACAAUGAUACGCAAUGGAAACUCGGAUUCGAAGUCGAUUACGAGAACGAUCGUUUUCUAUUGGAUGGAAAACCUUUUCGAUACGUUUCCGGCAGUUUUCACUAUUUUCGAACUCCUAGACAAUAUUGGAGAGAUCGUUUCAAAAAAAUUAGAGCGGCCGGAUUAAAUGCCGUUUCAACUUACGUGGAAUGGAGUCUUCAUCAACCGAGUGAAAAUGAAUGGUAUUGGACGGGUAAUGCGGAUUUAGUAGAAUUUUUAAACAUUGCCCAAGAAGAAGAUUUAUUCGUUCUUUUGAGACCAGGCCCUUAUAUUUGCGCGGAACGAGAUUUUGGUGGUCUUCCUUACUGGUUAUUGACACGAGUACCAGAUAUAAAUUUACGUACAAACGAUCCACGAUACAUGAAAUAUGUGGAAAUAUAUUUAAACGAAGUAUUUAAAAAAAUCAUUCCCUAUCUCAGAGGAAAUGGAGGACCUAUAAUAAUGGUUCAGGUGGAAAAUGAGUACGGAAGUUAUUCGUGCGAUAAAGAAUAUUUACAUCGUUUGAGAGAUAUAAUGAAACGGAAAAUUGGUACAAAGGCGCUUUUAUAUACGACGGAUGGAUCAAAUAAGAAUAUGCUGAAUUGUGGUUCUAUAUCAGGUGUUUAUACAACUAUCGAUUUUGGAACUAACGCGAACGUGACGAAAAAUUUCGAAAUAAUGCGUCUGUAUCAACCGCGAGGCCCAUUAGUAAAUUCAGAAUUUUAUCCUGGAUGGUUGACACAUUGGCAAGAACCGUUUCAAAGAGUAAAUGUUACAGUAGUUGCAAAAACUUUAAAUCAAAUGCUAUCUUUGGGUGCUUCUGUUAAUAUUUAUAUGUUUUACGGUGGAACAAAUUUUGGUUACACCGCUGGGGCUAAUGGUGGCGAAAAUGCAUACAAUCCACAACUAACUUCCUAUGAUUAUGACGCUCCGUUAACCGAAGCUGGUGAUCCAACAUCAAAAUAUUUCGAAAUUCGGAAUAUCGUAUCUAAGUAUUUGCCACUGCCAAACGUAUCACUUCCAACAGUAUCUCCAAAAGGAGAUUACGGUUCGAUUCUAUUGUCGCCAAUCCUGAAAUUAUUCGAACCUCAAGGUCGACAAUUAUUCGGAACAAUUAUCGUCCAAGGAUCGCAUCCACUAACGUUCGAAGCGUUAGGAUUAUCUCAUUGGUUGGUAUUGUACGAGACUGACAUAAUACAUAGCCCUAAGGAUCCUGCGAUUCUGCACGCAAAAGUUCGAGAUAGAGCAUUAGUCUAUGUAGAUGAUCAUUUGGUUGGAACCUUAAGUCGUACCAGUAACAUCUAUCAUUUAAGUAUAGAGGAGCCUUAUGGACAAAAACUAAAAUUAUUGAUCGAGAAUCAAGGAAGAUUAAAUUAUGGAAAUGGACUUCGCGAUUUUAAGGGAGUCACAAAUGUAUCUCUAAACAAUAUUCCCCUUGGACCUUGGAGAAUGACUGGAUUUUUGCUGGACAACGUCAACCCGCUUAUCAAUGUCAAUUCCAACAUAUCUGUAAGCGGAACUCUUCAUGAUGGUCCCGUCAUACUUCGAGGAACUUUCUCGAUCUCUGACCAACCGAUGGACACGUAUUUAAACACUGAUGGUUGGGGCAAAGGAGUUGCUUUCGUGAAUGGACACAAUUUAGGUCGAUACUGGCCAUUGGUUGGCCCUCAAAUAACUCUUUAUAUUCCUGCAUCUUUUUUAAGAAUAGGCGAAAAUGAGAUAGUGUUAGUCGAAUUGGAAUAUGUACCAAGCAGCGAGAAAAUUAAAUUGCAAAAGGAACCGAUACUUGAUUUCGGUGCUAAAUAUUCAAAUAAUGGAGAUAAUUCGAACGAUAUACGUGUUUUGGUUUGAUCGAUUUUUAAUCUCCUUUCUUUUUCUUUAAAAUAUUCAAAUUAUCUAUAUUAUUGUUUAAUGAGAAACUGUGCGAACAUAAAUAAAUAAAUAAAAAAUA
This is a messenger RNA of Apis laboriosa (Himalayan honeybee), 5940 nucleotides long. RefSeq lists its product as uncharacterized. The transcript is spliced from 14 exons. Gene Ontology annotation, cellular component: vacuole. The record is from RefSeq and is a predicted model, not a curated record. Gene Ontology annotation, molecular function: beta-galactosidase activity. The coding region runs from base 54 to 5840 and encodes 1928 amino acids. Gene Ontology annotation, biological process: carbohydrate metabolic process. NCBI's taxonomy places the organism in Eukaryota, Metazoa, Arthropoda, Insecta, Hymenoptera, Apidae.